AAAAAGCGGAAAUAAGCUUCCGUGACUUAAGCUCGUCCCUCCGGCAACUCUGUUCCCCCUUCAAUGGUUCCGCUUGGACCUGUCAGAAAGCGAAAGCACAGAGUCAAGACUACGUUGUUGCCGGAUAUCACGGUUAUGUGAUUUAGGACUACUCAUUGGGCCCGUUUGAACAGUCAUGGAAGACUCACCAGACCCAGCUGCCCACCCCCGACAAGAAGAACCAGCAGCAGACAGCGAUCAGCCUGAGAAGACCGUCCUUCCGGCUGAUGGGUGCAGUAAAGGCGAGUUGGACGAGCCACAUGUGGAGAACGGGGCACUUGACCUUGAUGGUUCUGCUGCUGAUCAUGAUUGCACGGGAGCACAGCAAGAUGAGGAGCCAACAACGAAAGAAGAUUCUGGUGCUGGGGAGGACCAACCAGAGGAUGACGAGAAGGCACCAGAAGACACCACAGCAGCAACAGAGUCCAACACAAACCCUGAUCAUAUAGACGGUCCUGUUGAAAGUCUCCAAGAAGACCAGCUGGUCCUUAACACAAACUGUGAUGACCAAAAAGGAUCAGAAUCCAGAAUUCAGGACCCUGUGGAAGAGGAGGACCCAGAGGUGCCACGGAAAGCCUCAAUGGAGAUUCUGAAGGAUGUUGAUCGGAGGAAUAAGGUGGAGACCAUUGGCCCAGCCACUUGGGAAAGUGCUGACUCAGGAGUUACUGGAAUUCUUGGAGGAAGAAGAUACCUGAUGGGCAUCGGUGUAGUGUUGGUACUCGUUGCCGUGGUGGUGCAGCGCAUACUCCGACCCGAACCUCCGCCUCCAAGCGCCAUGCCUCCCUUCGCCGUCUUCUUGAGGCAGCUUGAAAGAGUCGAGUCCCGCUUCCCCGGCCAGCGCCCCGAGCUGUGGACCCGCAGCCGGAUCCACCUGAAGAGGCACCUCCUGACGGAACGGCCCAGCCAACCCGUCAGUCUGAUCCUGACGGCGGGGGCGUCAGGCCGCCGAACGCUGCGAUGCCUGGCCCGCGACCUGGGCUCCGCCUUCUCCUCCGCCCUCAACGGCUCCGUGCUGCACAUCGACGGUGCCAGCAAAGCCGGCGUGGACAGCGACCGGGUCAAACUGGACAUCGACGGCCAGCUGCAGGUGGCCUUCGAAGGGGACAAACCCGUGGCGGUGAUUCAUCACUUCGAGCAGCUUCCCCCGGGCUCCACGCUCAUCUUCUAUCGCUACUGCGACCACGAGAACGCGGCCUACAAGAAGACGUUCCUCAUCUUCACCGUGCUGCUGGAGGGAGAGGAGGAGAUACCCGCCGGGAUUCCUUUGAGCGCCGUGGAGGAGAUGGUGGACGACCACCUCCAGAGCAAGUUCCUCUCGCAUGGUCGUCCCCUGGCCUUCGACAGGAUGGACCUGGACAAGUACAGCGGACUGUGGAGCCGCAUUUCGCACCUCAUCCUUCCGGUUGCCGCCGAGGCGUGGACGGAGCAUGAAAGCUGCUCGUGAACUUUCAGAUUUUUUACAGGGUUGCUGAAAAGAUGACACUUUAUAGAUGAUGAUUAAGUCCAAGGCUGAUGAAGGAUUUAAAAAAAAAAAAUUUUUUAACAAAGGUUUUAACCGUUUCCAGAACAUAUUUUUCUUAAAAAAACUCAUCGUAGAAAUCAGUUAUAAAUAUCUUUAAGAAACAAUCUUGUUAAUGAACAACUUCACUGCUCUGAAUAACUUAACACAAACAACUAAUGAAAAUUCUGUUUGAUUCUGGUGUGGAUGCUAGAAUCAAAUUCUGGACACUAUAGCGCGAAAUGUAAUUUAUUAUCUAAUGCAUCAAGAUACAAAUAAAAGUCUUAUACAGCCCAAAAUUGACAUUUUACCAUUGAGUUUUUUUUUUUUUUUAAUUAUCACUAUUUUUAUCCGCUCAGAACAAAUGCAAACCUAAACCAAGGAGCUCCAUGCAAAAUGAAUGUAUUAUUUUACAAUUUUUAAAAAGGGUAUUUAUGAUUUGUGUUUUAUUCUCUCAUAACUUUUGACUGCUUUCAGCAUGGUGUCUUUUUUUUUUUUUUUUUGCAAUUCCCAACCUUCCAACAUGACAGUGUAACCUUAACCAAACUUUCUAUCAUACUCCAGGAAAAGAGUACUGUACUGCUUCAUACUGUUCAUGUGCCUUAUAUCGAAUAAAGACGAAAGAUUUGA
Syngnathus typhle (broad-nosed pipefish) is the source of this 2167-nucleotide messenger RNA. Its product is annotated as torsin-1A-interacting protein 2-like. The coding region runs from base 176 to 1483 and encodes 435 amino acids. Gene Ontology annotation, cellular component: membrane. Gene Ontology annotation, biological process: membrane organization. Gene Ontology annotation, molecular function: ATPase activator activity. The record is from RefSeq and is a predicted model, not a curated record. The transcript has 6 exons. Lineage: Eukaryota; Metazoa; Chordata; Actinopteri; Syngnathiformes; Syngnathidae.